AAUGUGGGUCAAGGAAUAAGGUGCAUCUGUUGAGUCACAGAGUAAAGUGCAUUCGUGAAAGUCAACACAGUAUUCUUGUUGUUGAUUGUGACUUUGGCUUAUCGACACAACUCCACUUCUUCGGCGAAGGCUUGACGUGUGUAACAUCGAGCUAGCGUUUGACAGAAUAUUCAAAAUCCGAAUAAGGGAUCAUGGGCUUUUCAACGACGUCACUGCUGCUUGUCGUCAAUGUUGCAAUCCUCGCUAUCUUCGUCGGUGUCUCCGUCUUUCCUGUUGACGACAAAGGAAUUCUUUCUCCCGAACUGAGAACGACUUAUGACUAUAUAAUAGUUGGGGCAGGGUCCGCAGGGGCUGUUCUAGCGUCCCGUCUGUCCGAGAAUGGUGACGUGACCGUCCUGCUGAUCGAGGCUGGCGGUGAUGACCGGAACCAGAAGACGCUGGAUACUCCUCUGAUGGUAGCCUUAAACCAGAUGGACAAAUUUGACUGGGCCUAUUUGACCGAACCUCAGCAAAAUGCACAUUCAGGACUAAUAGAAAAGAGGGGAGCAUGGCCACGUGGUAGAGUCUUGGGAGGAAGCAGCCAGUUAAACUAUAUGCAGUAUGUCAGAGGGCAUCGUCAUGACUACGACAGCUGGGCAGCCAGUGGCAGUGAGGGGUGGAGUUACGAAGAUGUUCUCCCGUACUUUAAAAAGUCGGAAGACAUACAAAUUGAUAGAUUAAAAAAUUCAGAAUACCAUGGCCGGGGAGGCCCACUGACUGUGACGGAAGUGAACGCAAUACCCGUCGCUGACUUCUUCGUCAAGGCGGGAAUUGAACUCGGGUUCAAGGAAGUAGACUACAACGGCGAAAAUCAGGAAGGAUUUAGUAGAUCUCAGGCUUCAAUCAGGAAUGGCGAACGUAUGAGCACAUCCAAGGCGUUCCUGUGGCCAGUGAUAGACAGACCCAACCUGCACGUCCUGGCCAACAGUCACGUCACGAAGGUAAUGAUAAACAAGAAGAUGGCAGAUGGUGUCGAGUAUGUCAAAGAUGGCCGCCUGUACAGAGUUCGUGCUUCAAGGGAGGUAAUCUUGUCAGCUGGUUCAAUUGGAUCGCCACAGCUGCUGUUGCUGUCAGGGAUCGGGCCAAAGAAACACUUGGAGGAGAUGAAGAUUCCAGUUCACGCUAGUCUCCCAGUUGGUGACAGCUUACAGGAUCACAUGUUCGUCACCAUGGUAUCGAAGAUUCAGAAGCCUAUUUCCCUCACGACAAAGAAGUUAGAGUCAACCCUUACUUCAAUCGAAUAUCGUGCAUUUAAAUCAGGUCUUUUAACCUCAAGCGGCGGUCUGGAAGCCAUGGCGUUUGUGAAGACGAAAUCCGACGAACCAAGUCCAGAUGUUCAGCUUCAAUGUGUUUGUGUUUCAAUGGACAAAAGUCUGGCCCGUCUGUUUAAUAUUGACCAAAAGAUAGUUGCUCAUUUCAACUGGACGUCUGAUGAAGAAGGUUUCACAAUCCUCCCAGCUUUACUCCGUCCAAAGAGCAUGGGGACAAUCCGCCUGAGAAGCACCAACCCGUUUGAGCAUCCUAUCAUCGAGCCCAACUACCUGUCUCAUCCCGAUGACGUCAAGACUUUAGUUAGAGGUGUUCGCAUGGUCCAGAAACUUCAUCAGACAAAAGCAUUCAAGGAAAUAGGAGCCCAGCUUGAAGACACACCCUUCCCGACAUGCAACACUAUGAAGUAUGACACUGAUGAAUACUGGGAGUGUUACAUCCGGGCACUGGCUACAACAAUCUACCAUCCGACCACCACGUGCAAGAUGGGAAAACCAAGCGACCCAACUACAGUGGUGGAUCCUCAACUGAGAGUGAAGGGUAUUUCUGGGCUGCGAGUCGCGGACGCCUCCAUCAUGCCGGCCCUCGUGUCAGGGAACACAAACGCCCCGUGCAUUAUGAUUGGAGAAAAGGCGGCGGACAUCAUCAAAAGCAGCAAAUCUGCACUACUUCGGGGAAGGCUUGACGCGUGUAACAUCGAGCUGCCUGUUUCUUCAAUACGGAUCAUGGGCUUUUCAACGACGUCACUGCUGAUUGUCGUCAAUGUUGCAAUCCUUGCUAUCUUCGUCGGUGUCUCCGUCUUUCCUGUUGACGACAAAGGAAUUCUUUCCCCCGAACUGAGAACGACUUAUGACUAUAUCAUAGUUGGGGCAGGUUCCGCAGGGACUGUUCUUGCGUCCCGUCUGUCCGAGAAUGGUCACGUGACUGUCCUGCUGAUCGAAGCUGGGGGUGAUGACCGGAACCAGAAGACGCUGGAUACUCCUCUGAUGGUAGCCUUGAACCCGAUGGAAACAUUUGACUGGGCCUAUUUUACCGAACCUCAGCAACAUGCACAUUCAGGACUAAUAGAAAAGAGGGGAGCAUGGCCGCGUGGUAGAGUCUUGGGAGGAAGCAGCCAGUUAAACUGUAUGCAGUAUGUCAGAGGGCAUCGCCAUGACUACGACAGCUGGGCAGCCAGUGGCAGUGAGGGGUGGAGUUACGAAGAUGUUCUCCCGUACUUUAAAAAGUCGGAAGACAUACAAAUUGAUAGAUUAAAAAAUUCAGAAUACCAUGGCCGGGGAGGUCCACUGACUGUGACGGAAAUGAACGCAAUACCCGUCGCUGACUACUUCAUCAAGGCGGGAAUGGAACUCGGGUUCAAGGAAAUAGACUACAACGGAGAACACCAGGAAGGAUUUAGUAGAUCGCAGGUUUCAAUUGGUAAUGGCGAACGUAUGAGCACAUCCAAGGCGUUCCUGUGGCCUGUGAUAGACAGACCCAACCUGCACGUCCUCGCCAACAGUCACGUUACGAAGGUAAUGAUAAACAAGAAGACAGCAGUUGGUGUCGAGUAUGUUAAAGAUGGCCGCCUGUACAGAGUUCGUGCAUCAAGGGAGGUAAUCUUGUCAGCUGGUGCAAUUGGAUCGGCACAGCUGCUGUUGCUGUCAGGGAUCGGGCCAAAGAAACACUUGGAGGAGAUGAAGAUUCCAGUUCAAGCUAGCCUCCCAGUUGGUGAAAGCUUACAGGAUCACAUGUUCCUCACCAUGGUGUCGAAAAUUCAGAAGCCUAUUUCCCUCACGAAACAGAAAUUAGAGUCAACCCUUGCUUUAAUCAAAUAUCGUGCAUUGAAAACAGGUCUUUUAACAUCAAGCGGCGGUCUGGAAGCCAUGGCGUUUGUGAAGACGAAAUCCGACGAGCCAAGUCCAGACGUUCAGUUUCACUUUGUCUGUGCUUCAAUGGACAAAAGUCUGGCCCGUCUAUUUAACAUUGACCAAAAGAUAGUUGCUCAUUUCAACUGGACGUAUGUUAAAGAAGGUUUCACAAUCUUCCCAACUUUACUCCGCCCAAAGAGCAUAGGGACAAUCCGCCUGAGAAGCAACAACCCGUUUGAGCAUCCUAUCAUCGAUCCCAACUACCUGUCUCAUCCUGAUGACGCCAAGACUUUAGUUAGAGGUGUUCGCAUCGUCCAGAAACUUCAUCAGACAAAGGCAUUCAAGGAAAUAGGAGCCCAGCUUGAAGACACGCCCUUCCCGACAUGCAACACUAUGAAGUAUGACACUGAUGAAUACUGGGAGUGUUACAUCCGGGCACUUGCUACAACAGUCUACCAUCCGACCACCACGUGCAAGAUGGGGAAACCAAGCGACCCAACUACAGUGGUGGAUCCUCAACUGAGAGUGAAGGGUAUUGCUGGACUGCGAGUCGCGGACGCCUCCAUCAUGCCGGCCCUCGUGUCAGGGAACACAAACGCCCCGUGCAUUAUGAUUGGAGAAAAGGCGGCAGAUAUCAUCAAAAGUAGCAAAUAAGGCUCAGGAUAAUCUUGCUUCCACA
Molecule: messenger RNA, 3837 nt
Organism: Haliotis rufescens (red abalone)
Lineage: Eukaryota; Metazoa; Mollusca; Gastropoda; Lepetellida; Haliotidae
Exons: 24
Coding region: 192-3812 (1206 amino acids)
Molecular function (GO): flavin adenine dinucleotide binding; oxidoreductase activity, acting on CH-OH group of donors
Source: RefSeq, a predicted model, not a curated record